Molecule: messenger RNA, 348 nt
Organism: Symbiodinium sp. CCMP2592
Lineage: Eukaryota; Dinophyceae; Suessiales; Symbiodiniaceae
Source: the annotation of a GenBank genome assembly
AUGGUGCAGCGCAUGCGGACACUUUCGCAAGAGAACUUGAAUCAGUACGAAUUGUGGCUUCACUGCCUCAAAGUCGAGGAGAUGUCUGCAUCAAACCCAGCCGACACGGAGCUCAUUCUGUCAAAGAUCGAAGACAAAGCGCGUUUCAAUGAAGAGUUGCAAAGUCUCAUCUUCGGCAAGGAUGGCCUCAUCAGUGCCUGCCACAUGGGCUUCGAGCGGAUGGCGAUCUUGGGAGCUGUAGCCAGGCAGGGCGCCAUCCGGCUGAAGCAGGCAAGUUCAUCUGAUGUAGCGAGCGCAAGCUCUGACAGCGGGAGCCCAAGCGCCGGCUUCACCUCGGUGGGCGGGUGA